AUGGAAUAUAAAUAUAAACUCGAAUCUUCUGACGAGGAUGUUAAAGUGAUAAAGACGGAGAGUCCCAAUCGGAAACGGCGGAAGACUUCUGCUAGUAUUGUAGAUUUAACAAACUCCCCCAGUCCACCCCCUGUGAGAUCCUGGGAACCAGCAGCUGAGGGGCAAAGAACACGUCGACGCAGUGCUACACAACGACGAGUUUCUGGAGAAAGUAGUCGGGCCAGAAGAAGUCCUGGAACUCGACGAAGAACAACUAGAGAAAGAAACCCUACAAGAAGUACAGAAUCUCCCGAAAGGAGAGCGUUUCAACCUCCAAAUGUGAUGGGUAGACAGAUUCAUCCAGCCUCUGUUUUACCCAGUCACAGCCAACAUCAACCUCAACCCAAUCAGCAGCAGCAACAACAGCAAGCACCUGUUAUCAUUGAUGUAGACCAGAUUCCCGUAACAACACCUGUUACCAUGGCACCAUAUGCCUUCCCAGUAUGCACUGGACCUCAUCAUCUACCAGUGUGUAGUACUGGUCAUGUACCAAUGUGUAACACACAGCCCACUUGGUCCAUCCCUUGUACAGUACAGUUACCCUCUUGUGGGGUCCAGCAUUUCCCAGCCUGUCUUCAACAAGUGCCAUUACCUCAAUCUCUGCCACCCACCAUGUUACAUCACCCCACACAACCCACCCCUCAACAUAUUCAUCCCCAACAUUAUCCCCUGCCUCCACCCUACUAUUCAGGAAGAACACCCUCAGUUCAGGAGAAUGACGUCCAACUGUUAGAGCAUCAUCCAAACUAUCCCCUCCCCCCACGAAUUCAUCCUCACAAUCUACCUACAUUGAACCCCUCGCCACCAAUAUUUCUACAGGAGCCUACAGUUCAUCCUACACCUCAUGAUUUAUACGGUCCAUAUUCUCGCUAUUAUGCAAGAAGAACUAUGGCAAGAAAUCGACUCAGACCACAACCACCUCCUCCAUACCCAGGAUUCUUGUUACACUUCCUGGCUAUGUUAAGCAAUCCGCCAGUACCACCGUACGGAAGAGACCAUUCUGAUGAGGCAAGUGAUGUUGAAAAUUAUGAGGCAUUAUUGAAUCUAGCCGAACGAUUGGGUGAAGCCAAACCACGAGGGUUAACUAAAGCUGAAAUAGAUCAGCUUCCAGCUUACAGAUUCAACAGCGAAACACGACGAUCAGAUUUAGACAUGACAUCGUGUGUUGUGUGUAUGUGUGAUUUUGAAAAUCGGCAGUUAUUACGUGUAUUACCGUGUAGUCAUGAAUUCCAUGGUAAAUGUGUUGAUAAAUGGUUAAAGAGACAACUGACCAAUAGAACAUGUCCUAUAUGUCGAGCAGACGCUUCAGAAGUUGGCAGCCAAUCAGAUUAA
Messenger RNA from Lottia gigantea (owl limpet), 1371 nucleotides. RefSeq lists its product as hypothetical. The transcript has 10 exons. Lineage: Eukaryota; Metazoa; Mollusca; Gastropoda; Lottiidae. The record is from RefSeq and is a predicted model, not a curated record. The coding region runs from base 1 to 1371 and encodes 456 amino acids.